GCGGGGCGGGCGCGCACUCGGGCUUGGCGGCUGCCGGUCUCCCAGGCCGCGGCAGUGAGGAGAGAGGGCGGGGCUGAGUCCUCUGCGCCCCCGCCCCCUUUAGCCCGGUGUCCCUACCGCGCCUGCGCGCUCCCGCCCGGUCUCCAUCUUGGAAUUGGGAGGAAGAGGGAGAGGGAGACCGGGACGAGACCGGGGCUGUGGUGCGGAGAGAGGCUGAGACGGAGAAGAGGAGAGGCAGAGAGGGCGCGGGGACCGUCAGCAGCGCCUUAGCUACAAUCGUUCAGCUAUUCUCGGAAGAGAGAAGGGAGAGGGAGGAGGCCGGGGCGGGAGUGGGGGCUGUCACCCUCGGACCCCGGCGUGAGAGGGGCCGUGCGGCCGGACGUCCUCGGGGUGGGCGCCCAGUCGGUGGCCGAAGACCUACAGCUCAGGCCCCUGGGUCCCAAAUUUCCAGGCUUUGCCCCUCCUCCCUUCUCAGAUACCCGGGUAACAGUCCUCAUAGUCCAGAUAUCCGGGACUCGGGUCCCAACCUCUCUAAACCUGGGUCUCUGUUUCAUAGAAUUUCAAAUAUCAGGUUCAGGCCCCUGCGUGCACCAGUAUCCGGGGUUCAUUCCCCGGGCGUUCAAAUAUCGGAUUCAGUCUCCAUCCCGUUCAGAUAUUCGGGGUUCAGACCCUACAAUCAGAAAUCCGGAAUUCGGCAGCUGUCGCCCUCGACGAGGGGGAGGACUGGACCGCGAGGUCAGAUUAGGUUGUCACCCCCUCCCCUCCAGGGGAGGCUUCCCGGGCCCGCCCCUCAGGAAGGGCGAAAGCCGAGGAAGAGGUGGCAAGGGGAAAGGUCUCCUUGCCCCUCUCCCUGCUUGGCAGAGCCGCUGGAGGACCCCAGGCGGAAGCGGAGGCGCUGGGGCACCAUAGUGACCCCUACCAGGCCAGGCCCCACUCUCAGGGCCCCCAGGGGCCACCAUGCCAGCUGGGGGCCGGGCCGGGAGCCUGAAGGACCCAGAUGUGGCUGAGCUCUUCUUCAAGGAUGACCCAGAAAAGCUCUUCUCUGACCUCCGGGAAAUUGGCCAUGGCAGCUUUGGAGCCGUAUACUUUGCCCGGGAUGUCCGGAAUAGUGAGGUGGUGGCCAUCAAGAAGAUGUCCUACAGUGGGAAGCAGUCCAAUGAGAAAUGGCAAGACAUCAUCAAGGAGGUGCGGUUCUUACAGAAGCUCCGGCAUCCCAACACCAUUCAGUACCGGGGCUGUUACCUGAGGGAGCACACGGCUUGGCUGGUAAUGGAGUAUUGCCUGGGCUCAGCGUCUGACCUUCUAGAAGUGCACAAGAAACCCCUUCAGGAGGUAGAGAUCGCAGCUGUGACCCACGGGGCGCUUCAGGGCCUGGCAUAUCUGCACUCCCACAACAUGAUCCAUAGGGAUGUGAAGGCUGGAAACAUCCUGCUGUCAGAGCCAGGGUUAGUGAAGCUAGGGGACUUUGGUUCUGCGUCCAUCAUGGCACCUGCCAACUCCUUCGUGGGCACCCCAUACUGGAUGGCACCCGAGGUGAUCCUGGCCAUGGAUGAGGGGCAGUACGACGGCAAAGUGGACGUCUGGUCCUUGGGGAUAACCUGCAUCGAGCUGGCUGAACGGAAACCACCGCUCUUUAACAUGAAUGCGAUGAGUGCCUUAUACCACAUUGCACAGAACGAAUCCCCCGUGCUCCAGUCAGGACACUGGUCUGAGUACUUCCGGAAUUUUGUCGACUCCUGUCUUCAGAAAAUCCCUCAAGACAGACCAACCUCAGAGGUUCUCCUGAAGCACCGCUUUGUGCUCCGGGAGCGGCCACCCACAGUCAUCAUGGACCUGAUCCAGAGGACCAAGGAUGCCGUGCGGGAGCUGGACAACCUGCAGUACCGCAAGAUGAAGAAGAUCCUGUUCCAAGAAGCACCCAACGGCCCUGGUGCCGAGGCCCCAGAGGAGGAAGAGGAGGCCGAGCCCUACAUGCACCGGGCCGGGACUCUGACCAGCCUCGAGAGUAGCCACUCAGUGCCCAGCAUGUCCAUCAGCGCCUCCAGCCAGAGCAGCUCCGUCAACAGCCUAGCAGAUGCCUCAGACAACGAGGAAGAGGAGGAGGAGGAGGAGGAAGAGGAGGAGGAGGAAGAAGGCCCCGAAGCCCGGGAGAUGGCCAUGAUGCAGGAGGGGGAGCACACAGUCACCUCUCACAGCUCCAUUAUCCACCGGCUGCCGGGCUCUGACAACCUAUAUGAUGACCCCUACCAGCCAGAGAUAACCCCCAGCCCUCUCCAGCCGCCUGCAGCCCCAGCUCCCACUUCCACCACCUCUUCUGCCCGCCGCCGGGCCUACUGCCGUAACCGGGACCACUUUGCCACCAUCCGAACCGCCUCCCUGGUCAGCCGUCAGAUCCAGGAGCAUGAGCAGGACUCUGCGCUGCGGGAGCAGCUGAGCGGCUAUAAGCGGAUGCGACGACAGCACCAGAAGCAGCUGCUGGCCCUGGAGUCACGGCUGAGGGGUGAACGGGAGGAGCACAGUGCACGGCUGCAGCGGGAGCUUGAGGCGCAGCGGGCUGGCUUUGGGGCAGAGGCAGAAAAGCUGGCCCGGCGGCACCAGGCCAUAGGUGAGAAGGAGGCACGAGCUGCCCAGGCCGAGGAGCGGAAGUUCCAGCAGCACAUCCUUGGGCAGCAGAAGAAGGAGCUGGCCGCCCUGCUGGAGGCACAGAAGCGGACCUACAAACUUCGCAAGGAACAGCUGAAGGAGGAGCUCCAGGAGAACCCCAGCACUCCCAAGCGGGAGAAGGCCGAGUGGCUGCUGCGGCAGAAGGAGCAGCUCCAGCAGUGCCAGGCGGAGGAGGAAGCAGGGCUGCUGCGGCGGCAGCGCCAGUACUUUGAGCUGCAGUGUCGCCAGUACAAGCGCAAGAUGUUGCUGGCUCGGCACAGCCUGGACCAGGACCUGCUGCGGGAGGACCUGAACAAGAAGCAGACCCAGAAGGACUUGGAGUGUGCACUGCUGCUUCGGCAGCACGAGGCCACGCGGGAGCUGGAGCUGCGGCAGCUCCAGGCCGUGCAGCGCACGCGGGCUGAGCUCACCCGCCUGCAGCACCAGACGGAGCUGGGCAACCAGCUGGAGUACAACAAGCGGCGUGAGCAAGAGUUGCGGCAGAAGCAUGCGGCCCAGGUUCGCCAGCAGCCCAAGAGCCUCAAAGUACGUGCAGGCCAGCGCCCCCCGGGCCUUCCACUCCCCAUUCCUGGGGCUCUGGGCCCACCCAACACAGGCACCCCUAUAGAACAGCAGCCCUGCUCACCUGGCCAGGAGGCAGUCCUGGACCAAAGAAUGCUUGGCGAGGAGGAGGAAGCAGUUGGAGAGAGAAGGAUUCUGGGAAAGGAAGGGGCCACUUUGGAGCCCAAGCAGCAGAGGAUUCUGGGGGAAGAAUCAGGAGCCCCUAGUCCCAGUCCACAAAAACAUGGGAGCCUGGUUGAUGAGGAAGUUUGGGGUCUGCCUGAGGAGAUAGAGGAGCUUAGGGUGCCCUCCCUUGUACCCCAGGAGAGGAGCAUUGUUGGCCAGGAGGAGGCUGGGACGUGGAGCUUGUGGGGGAAGGAGGAUGGGAGUCUUCUGGAUGAGGAGUUUGAGCUUGGCUGGGUCCAGGGCCCAGCACUGACUCCCGUCCCCGAGGAGGAGGAAGAAGAGGAAGAGGGGGCUCCGAUUGGGACCCCUAGGGAUCCUGGAGAUGGUUGUCCUUCCCCCGACAUCCCUCCUGAACCCCCUCCAACACACCUGAGGCCCUGCCCUGCCAGCCAGCUCCCUGGACUCCUGUCCCAUGGCCUCCUGGCCGGCCUCUCCUUUGCAGUGGGGUCCUCCUCUGGCCUCCUGCCCCUCCUGCUGCUGCUGCUGCUUCCAUUGCUGGCAGCCCAGGGUGGGGGUGGCCUGCAGGCAGCGCUGCUGGCCCUUGAGGUGGGGCUGGUGGGUCUGGGGGCCUCCUACCUGCUCCUUUGUACAGCCCUGCACCUGCCCUCCAGUCUUUUCCUACUCCUGGCCCAGGGUACCGCACUGGGGGCCGUCCUGGGCCUGAGCUGGCGCCGAGGCCUCAUGGGUGUUCCCCUGGGCCUUGGAGCUGCCUGGCUCUUAGCUUGGCCAGGCCUAGCUCUACCUCUGGUGGCUAUGGCAGCGGGGGGCAGAUGGGUGCGGCAGCAGGGCCCCCGGGUGCGCCGGGGCAUAUCUCGACUCUGGUUGCGGGUUCUGCUGCGCCUGUCACCCAUGGCCUUCCGGGCCCUGCAGGGCUGUGGGGCUGUGGGGGACCGGGGUCUGUUUGCACUGUACCCCAAAACCAACAAGGAUGGCUUCCGCAGCCGCCUGCCCGUCCCUGGGCCCCGGCGGCGUAAUCCCCGCACCACCCAACACCCAUUAGCCCUGUUGGCAAGGGUCUGGGUCCUGUGCAAGGGCUGGAACUGGCGUCUGGCACGGGCCAGCCAGGGUUUAGCAUCCCACUUGCCCCCGUGGGCCAUCCACACACUGGCCAGCUGGGGCCUGCUUCGGGGUGAACGGCCCACCCGAAUCCCCCGGCUACUACCACGCAGCCAGCGCCAGCUAGGGCCCCCUGCCUCCCGCCAGCCACUGCCAGGGACUCUAGCCGGGCGGAGGUCACGUACCCGCCAGUCGCGGGCCCUGCCCCCCUGGAGGUAGCUGACUCCAGCCCUUCCAGCCCAAAUCUAGAGCAUUGAGCACUUUAUCUCCCAUGACUCAGUGAAGUUUCUCCAGUCCCUAGUCCUCUCUUUUCACUCACCUUCCUCAGUUUGCUCACUUACCCCAGGCCCAGCCCUUCGGACCUCUAGACAGGCAGCCUCCUCAGCCGUGGAGUCCAGCAGUCACUCUGUGUUCUCCUGGCGCUCCUCCCCUAAGUUAUUGCUGUUCGCCCGCUGUGUGUGCUCAUCCUCACCCUCAUUGACUCAGGCCUGGGGCCAGGGGUGGUGGAGGGUGGGAAGAGUCAUGUUUUUUUUCUCCUUUUUGAUUUUGUUUUUCUGUCUCCCUUCCAACCUGUCCCCUUCCCCCCACCAAAAAAAGAAAAAGACAAACACAAAUAAAAUAUCUGAGCGGAACUGUG
Molecule: messenger RNA, 5083 nt
Organism: Pan troglodytes (chimpanzee)
Lineage: Eukaryota; Metazoa; Chordata; Mammalia; Primates; Hominidae
Gene: TAOK2
Product: TAO kinase 2
Exons: 16
Coding region: 958-4665 (1235 amino acids)
Biological process (GO): protein phosphorylation
Cellular component (GO): cytoplasm
Molecular function (GO): protein serine/threonine kinase activity; ATP binding
Source: RefSeq, a predicted model, not a curated record